ACGGCUUGUCGAACUACUUCCUGCUUCCGCAAACACUGCUACUAGAUGCUCUCCUUUGACUUAACGUUGCGCGGACCCACAUUUUAACCCUCUUCACAUUUAUGAAUUAUUAAUAAAAGUCAUGACGGCAAACAGCCGCUGUUCCGUCGCUGAGCCCCCUGGCCUGGAGACCCAGGGGCGGGAGAUUGACUCUCUUCUGCGGGAGUCAGAGCUUCGAGCCGGGGACAGUUGGUAUGUGAUGACUCGUCGCUGGUAUGAACAAUGGAAGGAGUUUGUAGAGACCCGUGAGCAGAACUCCUCGUCCUUUCCUGGUCAGAUCGACAACACUGAGCUGUUCGAGGAUCAAGAAUCCUAUCACUUAAAGGAGCGUCUGGUCGAGAAUGAGGACUUUGUCCUGGUGCCAGCUGAAGUGUGGCACAAACUGCUGUCCUGGUAUGGAAUGGCCGAUCAACAACCACCAGUGGAACGCAAGGUGGUGGUGGACCAGCCAAACACUCUGAAAGUGGAGGUUUACCCUGUCGAGAUCUUUCUCUGUCUCCAUAGCAACAUGGAGAACAUUGUCACUGCACAGUUCAGCCGCACUGAUAAAAUCCAACUAAUUCAGUCCGUGAUGUGUCGGACCUUCGCCGUGCCUGCGGGAUCCGAGUGUCGACUGUGGAUAAAAAGUUCAGACAGCAACUGUGAGCGUCUAAGAAACCUCCAUUUGAGCGUGUUAGAGGCCUGUUUGAGCUCAGGGAUGACAGUGAUAAUGGAGACGAGGAAUGCGGACGGUACCUGGCCCAGUUCCACUCCUCAGAUCAUGAGGACGUCAGAUGAGCAGGACUCUUACCGAGGUCAGCCAGGAGUGUGUGGCCUCACCAACCAGGGAAACACCUGCUUCAUGAACUCAGCUCUGCAGUGUCUCAGUAACACUCCCCCGCUGACGGAGUACUUCUUGCAAAAUGACUAUCUGGAGGAGUUGAACUUCACCAACCCGCUGGGUAUGAAGGGGGAGAUUGCCGAGGCCUACGCCGACAUCAUCAAACAGAUGUGGUCGGGGAGACACUACUCUGUGGUGCCGCGUGUCUUCAAGGCAAAGGUGGGUCACUUUGCCUCCCAGUUUCUUGGCUACCAGCAGCACGACAGUCAGGAGCUUCUGUCCUUCCUCCUGGACGGGCUGCACGAGGACCUGAACCGAGUCAAAGUGAAAGAGUACAUUGAGCUGCGGGAUGCUGAUGGACGACCGGACCAGGAAGUUGCGGAGGAGGCGUGGCGGAACCACCGCAGGCGGAACGACUCCGUGAUUGUGGACACUUUUCACGGCCUCUUCAAGUCCACCCUCAUCUGUCCGGAAUGUCACAAAGUCUCAGUGACGUUUGACCCCUUUUGCUACCUGAGUGUUCCACUUCCUGUCAGCAAAGAGCGAGUCAUGGAGGUCUUCUUCGUCUCUCUGGACCCCUAUGCCAAACCUACACAGUAUCGGGUGGUGGUUCCUAAAGCUGGAAAAGUGUCUGACCUCUGCGCUGCCUUGUCAGAGAUGACAGAGGUUCCUGCUGCACAGAUGGUCGUGGCAGACGUGUUCAACCAUCGGUUCUAUAGAAUCUACACGGCUGACGAUUCACUGAGCUGCAUUCUGGACCGAGACGACAUCUUUGUGUACGAGCAGAAGAAGCUGGAGGAGCAGCAGCAGCAGGAGGAGGAGGAACAAGUCCUGCUGGCCCUCUACCUGCGGGAGCGGUCGCGCUACCGAGAGUACAGCUCCAGCAGCACCACGCUAUUCGGCCACCCGCUGCUGCUCAAAGUGCCACGCAACAGCUGCAGUCAGGAGGCGCUCUACAACCUGUUUCUGCAGAGACUAGCGCGAUAUGUUCGGCUUCCUGAGCCUUCUGAAGAGCUGGAGGAAGAGGAGGAGGAGGAGGAGGAGGAAGAAGAGGAGCUGUACAAGACUCAGACUAACGGCAUCAGCGAUGAUGAGGAGCAAGCUGACACAGAGAAAGCUGGUCCCUCAAGUGCACUCACUGGCUGCAGCGACAGCCAAUCAGAGAGCAGCACUGCUCCGGAGGCACCUCCCCACGCCAAUCACGUGGAAGCCUCCUCAGACUGUGAAGCCACCAAUGGCCCUGAGGCCGCCCCCGAUAGCACGGAGUCCUGCGAGAUGAACAACACCGGCCACUCUGAGCCAGCGAGCCGGCAGCCAGACGACGGAGUGGAAGAAGAGACGGAGGAAAACAAACUGGAAGAGGCAUGUUCCUCCGAACCUGCCGCCGCCGUCGAGCAACCCAUCAAGAAGAGGAGGUGCCGCAAGAGGAAACGCCUGUUCACCAUCCAGGCGGUGAACUCGAACGGGACGACGGAGAGAGGGAUGGGAGACGCAGGGAGCGCCGUCUGCUUCGAUUCUCAACCCUACGUGGCCAUCGACUGGGACCCAGAGAUGAAGAAGAGAUUCUACAAUGAGAAUGAGGCCGAGAAGUACGUGAAAAACGCCAGCAUGGAGGUUCCUCAGCAGCAGAUGACCGUGCAGCUGGAGGAGUGCAUCAAGCUGUUCACCACUGUGGAGACCCUGGAAGAGGACAACCCCUGGUACUGCCCUGUGUGUAAGAAGCACCAGCUGGCCACCAAGAAGCUGGACCUCUGGUCUCUCCCUGAGGUUCUCAUCAUCCACCUGAAGCGAUUCUCCUACACCAAGUACACCAGAGAGAAGCUGGACAGCAUCGUGGAGUUCCCCCUCAGAAACCUGGACUUCUCCAACUACCUUCUACGGAAGAGCACGUCCAAGAGUGAACCUCCAAGCCGCUACGACCUCAUCGCCGUGUCCAAUCACUAUGGGGGACUCCGAGACGGACACUACACCAGCUACUCUCAGAACAAGGACAACGGACAGUGGUAUUAUUUUGACGACAGCAAAGUCACCUUCGCCAUGGAGGACCAGAUUGUGAACAAUGCGGCCUAUGUCUUGUUCUAUCACCGACAAGACAAGGUCCGCACGCCCACUCUGCCCAGCCCGAAGCUGAGCCCGCCCUCAACCACAGAACCCAAAACUGACAUCACUUCCUCUGAAGAGGACGGAGCUUCCUCUUGCGUCUCCAUGGAAACAGACUAAAGGACACUGCCGACACUUGAACGCCUCAUGAGCUGGAGACUUCCGGUGAAACUCAUCCUCAGCAGUUAUGGCCGACGGACACUUUUAUCUCAGGGAGGGGUCACGUGACCUGGAGCUCAGAGUUCAGGAAAAGACAAUAUGAUUUGUUUUCUAAAGUUAAGGUUCCACAUGAUGUUAAGUUGAGGCUGCGCACAUUUCUGGGACACUUUUUUCUUCAGAAAAAAAGAUUUGGUUUUUACAGUAGUUCAACCCCAGAGUCAUCAGAGGGUCACAGAAGUCCGAAGCAGCUCAGACUGAAGUGACCUGCCAUUGUAGCUUCAGGACUUGAUUCUUAUGAAGCCUAAAGGAAACCCAUAAGGUUGAGGUGCUCCGUUGCUGAUAUCAUUACAUGUUCAUGUUCCUUUGUUCUGUGCAGCCCGAACUGAAGCCAUUUAUCUCCAAAUUCUCAAUCUUAUAACGAAAAAGUUCAGCAGGAGAGUCGUGUGGAUGAUUCCAACCCAUUUAUUUAUCACACUUCUGCCAGAUGAUUCAAGCUGUAUAUAUUGCGUUCUUUGGUAUUUAUUUGGCUUUUUUUAUGUGAGAAGUCAGAACGUGGCCCUGUUGAGACGCUAUUUUCAUAUUUAUUGGGGAAAUAGGUUUCAGCCAGUCUCCCAUCACCCUCAACCCAAGUGUGUACAGUAUUUUUGUAUCUUCAGAGAUGUAUCCGUGUCAUUCCUGGGUCGAACGCGGUGCACAUGCUGGGCGGUCACUUUCUCUGGUCUUCCUGUCAAAUAUCAGAUGAGAAUAUUUUAUAGUUUCUUUAAUCUUUUGAUAUAAAUAAAUUGAUUAUUACCUUG
This is a messenger RNA of Synchiropus splendidus (mandarinfish), 3915 nucleotides long. It is a transcript of the gene usp11, whose product is annotated as ubiquitin specific peptidase 11. The transcript has 21 exons. The record is from RefSeq and is a predicted model, not a curated record. Lineage: Eukaryota; Metazoa; Chordata; Actinopteri; Syngnathiformes; Callionymidae. The coding region runs from base 122 to 3079 and encodes 985 amino acids. Gene Ontology annotation, molecular function: cysteine-type deubiquitinase activity. Gene Ontology annotation, biological process: protein deubiquitination.